Pyrus x bretschneideri (Chinese white pear) is the source of this 1128-nucleotide messenger RNA. RefSeq names its product multiple organellar RNA editing factor 9, chloroplastic-like. The record is from RefSeq and is a predicted model, not a curated record. Gene Ontology annotation, cellular component: chloroplast. Gene Ontology annotation, biological process: chloroplast RNA modification; cytidine to uridine editing. Bases 49 to 735 code for a protein of 228 amino acids. Lineage: Eukaryota; Viridiplantae; Streptophyta; Magnoliopsida; Rosales; Rosaceae. The transcript is spliced from 4 exons.
UCCUUAUCUACGUUGUCUCUCUUAGUCUCUCUACUUUGAACUGUGAAAAUGGCAAUGGCGCCGAGCCUCUAUCUCACAUCCAAAGCCCUAAUACCAACCCCAAGACCCUCCCUUUUGCCUCCUUCUCUGCAACCCUCUUUCUCUACGCUCCGAUUCAACUCAGAGAUUCGGCCUUUGACUCGCUCGGUUCCCUCUAAGCUGCCCGUUCGAGCUGUGAACGACAGCGACUACUCGUCGAGGAGAAGCAGCAGCAAUGAGCAGAGGGAGACGAUUAUGUUGCCGGGCUGUGACUAUAACCACUGGCUUAUUGUCAUGGAGUUCCCUAAAGACCCUGCCCCAACUAGGGAGCAAAUGAUUGAGACCUACCUCAACACUCUCGCUUCUGUUCUUGGAAGCAUGGAAGAAGCAAAGAGGAACAUGUAUGCUUUUAGCACCACCACCUACACUGGAUUCCAAUGUACUGUAUCUGAAGAAACAUCUGAAAAAUUCAAAGGAUUGCCUGGUGUUCUCUGGGUGCUGCCAGAUUCAUAUAUAGAUGUUAAAAACAAGGAUUAUGGAGGUGAUAAAUAUGUUAAUGGAGAGAUAAUUCCUGGAAACUACCCUGUUUAUCAACCAAAGAAACGGAGAGAAUCAAAAUUUGAGAGCAGAAGAUAUGAAAGACGAAGAGAUGGACCUCCUCCUGAACGAAGAAAACCUAAACAAGAAGCAACUCCAUCAGACUCAGCAUCUGGAUGAGGUAAUCAGAAUGCCAUUUAUGCAAGCAAUUGUAUUUUCUUUUCAAGUUGUUUUUUACUAUAUUUUUCUACUCCACAGUUAGUGAACGCAGGACUGCAAAAACAAAUAGUACUUUAUUUAACUAGUAGUGAAGGUUAUCCAAUGGAGGAACUCAUCCAGGGGUGCACAUAUAUGUGCUUAGAUUUGUCUGGUGAAGUCUUCUUGUCGUCUGCUUGGAUAAGGAAUUUUGUCAUAUGAGCUUGUUGUCAAAGACAUAAUUAUUUGUGAAUUAUCUGGUUGAUCUAGGAUAACCUUUGUAAUAGUUUUUUCGCAUUAACACCGGGAAUUUAAGUUCAGUUAGAUAGUUGAGUUUAGUUGUACGGAUCUUUGAUUUAAUGUGAUUUUAUUUUCUGA